GCUUAAUAUUAUUGAUUAAAUGGUUAAAAUCUCAAUAAAGAAAACUUAAAAAAAAUUGUAGAGGAAAAAGAAAAGAAAAGAUGGAAACAGAAGAAUUGAGCGACGACACUCCCUGUUCUUCCAUCGCCGUUGAUUCCAUUCUCCGUAUUGGAUAUGCAGGGUUAUUAUGGGGAGUGUGUUCAGCUCCUUACCGUGCUAACAAAUUAGGGCUUGCUGGUGUUCCCCGGGCAGCAUUUGUGGCAAAGACUGUGGGAACAUAUGGAAUCCAAUGCGGACUGUUUGCUGGGAUUUUCUCUUUUACAAGUUGCCGGAUGCAAACAUAUCGAAGGGAGAAGGAUUGGGUAAAUGCCUUGGUUGGUGGUGCUAUAGCAGGUGCUGCUGUUGGUGCAGGGACCCGAAACUGGAAACAGGUAGCUGUGCUGGCUAGUGUUGUAUCCGCCACUCUUUCUGCUGCUAACGGAUCUAAAGUACUUUAAAGGGCCUCUUUAGCCGUAGUUGGAUGAGCUGGAGGCAUUGAUUAUAUUUCUUCUAUCACUUACUGCUUGCGAUAUGAGGAGUUUUGGUUUUACCAUGGAACUGAGUAUGUCACUUGUCUUCAAGCUAGAAAGUAGUUUUAUAGGCUUUUUAAAGUAUCAUUCAAACUUUUGUAGGUAGGAAUGAGGUGUCUAUAAAAUUGAUUAUGCAUACCAAGGAGAACAAUUAAGUAUACAUUACCAUGUGAA
Daucus carota subsp. sativus is the source of this 722-nucleotide messenger RNA. Its product is annotated as outer envelope pore protein 16-4, chloroplastic. Gene Ontology annotation, molecular function: transmembrane protein transporter activity. Gene Ontology annotation, biological process: protein insertion into mitochondrial inner membrane. The coding region runs from base 81 to 476 and encodes 131 amino acids. The transcript is spliced from 6 exons. Gene Ontology annotation, cellular component: TIM22 mitochondrial import inner membrane insertion complex. The record is from RefSeq and is a predicted model, not a curated record. Lineage: Eukaryota; Viridiplantae; Streptophyta; Magnoliopsida; Apiales; Apiaceae.